AUGGCCGCUCCUCAAGUCAUUGUGGUCGGUGGUGGAUUGUCCGGUCUGAGUGCCGCACACACCGUCUAUCUCAAUGGUGGCAAUGUCCUAGUCUUGGAUAAACAGGCUUUCUUCGGUGGUAACUCCACCAAGGCUACGUCCGGCAUCAACGGCGCCCUCACCCGUACACAGACCGAUCUCGGCAUUGGCGACAGCGUCAAGGCCUUUUACGAGGACACCCUCAAAUCCGCCCGUGACAAGGCCCGCCCCGACCUCAUCAAAGUGUUGACCUACAAGUCCGCCUCUGCCGUCGAGUGGUUGCAGGAUGUCUUCAACCUGGACCUCACCCUCGUGUCUCGUCUGGGCGGUCACUCUCAUCCCCGUACACACCGUGGUCAUGAUGCCAAGUUCCCUGGUAUGGCCAUCACUUAUGCGCUCAUGCAGCGUCUGGAGGAGCUUUCACAGGCCGAGCCCCACCGUGUUCAGAUCAUCAAGAAGGCCAACGUCACGGCGGUCAACAAGUCCGGCAAUGAUGUGACUGGUGUGACUUACACUUUGAACGGCGAGACCAAGACGGCGGACGGCGUGGUCGUUUUGGCCACCGGUGGGUACGCUGCUGAUUUCAGUGAAUCCUCACUACUGAAGAAGCACCGCCCGGACACCUACGGCUUGUCAUCCACUAACGGCACUCACGCCACUGGUGACGGUCAAAAGAUGCUCAUGGCCAUCGGCGCAAAUGGGAUCGAUAUGGACAAGGUUCAGGUACACCCCACGGGUCUGGUUGACCCUAAGGACCCGACCGCCAAGUUCAAGUUCCUCGCGGCCGAGGCCCUUCGUGGUGAAGGUGGUCUCCUGCUCAACUCCGAUGGUCAGCGAUUCUCCGAUGAGUUGGGUCACCGUGACUACGUCUCCGGCCAGAUGUGGAAGGAGAAGGAGAAGAGCAAGUGGCCCAUUCGUCUCGUGCUCAACAGCAAGGCCUCCAACGUCCUGGACUUCCACACUCGCCACUACUCCGGUCGUGGACUCAUGAAGAAGAUGACUGGCAAAGAGUUGGCGGCCGAGAUUGGCUGCGGCGAGGCGGCUCUGAAGAAGACCUUUGACGAUUACAACCUCAUUGCCGAGGGCAAGAAGAAGGACCCCUGGGGCAAGAAGUUCUUCCACAACCUUCCCUUCUCCAUCGACGACGAUUUCCACGUCGCUCUCAUGGAGCCCGUGCUGCACUUCACCAUGGGUGGUAUUGAGAUUGACGAGCAUGCUCAAGUCUUGAACGGCGAGAAGAAGCCCUUCAAUGGCUUGUACGCUUGCGGUGAGCUGGCUGGUGGUGUCCAUGGUGCCAACCGUCUCGGUGGCUCUUCCCUGCUGGGCUGCGUUGUCUACGGCCGUGUGGCCGGUGACUCGGCCUCGCAGCACCUCUUCCAGAAGCUCAUCAAUGGUGGUUCCUCGGCCGCUCAGCAGCGUCUGGGCCAGAUCUCCCUGCACAUUGACCCCUCCACUCCCGGCAAGAUUUCCGUCGAGUGGAACGGUGCCGCUCAGUCCGGCAACCGCCUGACCAGUGUUCAGGAUGCCCCCGGUGCCGCCUCCGCCGCGGCAGCCACCCCGGCCGGUGAGGAUGCUGCUGCCAAACCCGACCCCAUUGCCAGCUUCCAGGUUCCCGAGAAGGAGUUUUCCAUGGAGGAAGUGGCCAAGCACAACAAGAAGGAUGACCUGUGGAUCGUCGUCAAGGGUAUUGUCCUGGACGUGACCAACUGGUUGGAUGAGCACCCUGGCGGUGCCAAUGCUCUUUUCAACUUUAUGGGCCGUGAUGCUACCGAGGAAUUUGCCAUGCUUCACGACGAUGAGGUCAUCCCCAAGUACGCCGCCCAGACCGUUAUUGGUCGGGUCAAGGGCCAGAAGCCCAGCCUAGAGCUGUGA
Molecule: messenger RNA, 1890 nt
Organism: Penicillium diatomitis
Lineage: Eukaryota; Fungi; Ascomycota; Eurotiomycetes; Eurotiales; Aspergillaceae
Gene: osm1
Product: putative fumarate reductase Osm1
Exons: 4
Coding region: 1-1890 (629 amino acids)
Molecular function (GO): oxidoreductase activity; FMN binding
Source: RefSeq, a predicted model, not a curated record